Messenger RNA from Fraxinus pennsylvanica, 1572 nucleotides. The record is from the annotation of a GenBank genome assembly. Lineage: Eukaryota; Viridiplantae; Streptophyta; Magnoliopsida; Lamiales; Oleaceae.
AUGUUUACGGUGCCCCAGACUAUAGGCAGUGUCCUAUGCUGCAAAUGCGGUAUGUUGAUGCAACCAAAUGCUGCAAAUAUGUGUGCCAAGUGCUUGCGUUCUGAAGUUGACAUUACAGAAGGCCUACAGAAGCACGUGGUAAUUAUCCAUUGUCCUGAAUGUGAGAGCUAUUUGCAGCCGCCAAGGACCUGGAUGAAAAUGCAGCUGGAGUCUAAGGAGCUGCUGACCUUUUGCAUAAAGAGGUUGAAGAACUUGAAUAAAGUCCAUUUAGUACAUGCAGAAUUCAUUUGGACUGAACCUCACUCCAAGAGAAUUAAAGUUAGACUGAGGGUACAGAAAGAGGUUCUGAAUGGGGCAGUACUUGAACAAGCUUACACCGUUGAAUAUGUUGUGCAAGACCAGAUGUGCGAGUCUUGUACAAGGGUUCAGGCCAAUCCUGAUCAAUGGGUGGCUGCAGUUCAACUGCGGCAGCAUGUUUCUCACAGGCGCACUUUCUUCUAUUUGGAGCAGCUUAUUAUUAAGCACGAUGAAGCUCGCAAUGCAAUAAGAAUAAAGCAGAUGGACCAGGGAAUUGAUUUCUUUUUAGAAGCUCGCAAUGCAAUAAGAAUUAAGCAGAUGGACCAGGGAAUUGAUUUCUUUUUCGUUAAUCGGAGUCAUGCUGGGAAGUUUGUGGACUUCGUGGGCGAGGUAUCUCCGAUUAGGAAACGAAAUGACAAGCAACUUGUGUCCCAUGAUCCGAAGAGCAACAAUUACAAUUACAAGUACACUUUCUCAGUUGAGAUAUGUCCAGUAUGUCGUGAGGAUUUGAUAUGUCUUCCUCCUAAAGUUGCUGCAACUCAGGGAAAUCUUGGACCCCUUGUGAUCUGCACCAAAGUGACUAACAGCAUUGCUUUAUUAGACCCAUUUACUCUUAGGCACUGCUUCUUGAAUGCCGAGCAGUAUUGGAGGGCACCUUUUAAGGCUCUACUUUCAAGUAGGCAGCUUGUUGAAUAUAUAGUGUUGGACAUUGAGACUAUUUCUUCUGAAGUCGUUGGUGGCUCAAAGUAUGCUGUAGCUGAUGCCCAAAUCGCCCGUGUAUCAGAUUUUGGAAAGAAUGAUAUUCUAUUCAACGUGAGGACACAUCUCGGCCAUCUCUUAAACCCCGGUGAUUAUGCCUUUGGUUAUGACCUAUAUGGUGCGAACAGUAACGAUAUUGAACUAGACAGGUACAAGGGUCUUGUUCUCCCAGAGGUGAUAUUAAUUAAAAAGAGCUAUGAAGAGAAGCGCCAAAGGAAGCGAAACAAACCCCGUACAUGGAAACUAAAAUCUCUUAACAUGGAAAUUGACAAUUCUACUAGGGGUAGAGAUCAUGAGGAGAAGAUGAACGCAGAGUAUGAACAGUUCAAAAGAGACUUGGAGGAAAACCCUGAAUUGAGGUUCAAUAUUUCCCUUUACCGAAACAAAGAGUACCAGCCUUCAGAAAUGGCGUCUGAGACUGAUGGAGAGGAUAUUCCUUCUAUUCAAAUAGAAGAAUUGCUUGAUAAUCUUGACUUAAGUGACGAGGAAAUGGAGGGUGGUAUCCUGAAGGAUUGA